Molecule: messenger RNA, 920 nt
Organism: Suillus paluster
Lineage: Eukaryota; Fungi; Basidiomycota; Agaricomycetes; Boletales; Suillaceae
Exons: 7
Coding region: 8-739 (243 amino acids)
Source: RefSeq, a predicted model, not a curated record
GACCCAGAUGCUGCUCAAUAUUCCAACAAUCCCACUCACAGAUGUAUUAGGCCUUAUCGUGUACCUCAUAAAAAAUUGGACGAAUAACACCAUAAAUGUAAUACUGGACGUCAUCAUGAUCACUCGGUUACAUGCUAUGUACCAGCGAUCCAGAAAGGUCCUGAUACUUCUCGGUGUCGUCUUCCUGAUUGUCAAUAUCGCGAUCAUAGUGAUCAGCGCAAUAAUAACGAACCGUACUAUUUCAGGGGAGGAAUUCAUUCUCUCCGGCACCCAUGAGUGCGCUAUUAACUCUGAGUCAGAUGCCGCGCGUCUGGCGUCCAUGAUUUGGAUAUUGGGCACUGUAUGGGAGGUCUUCGCACUGUGUCUCGCUGUCUGGAUUGCUGUAAAACACUUCCGAGAACUGCGACGACAAUCGGCAGGAGGGGUUCUCGGAGACUGUUUCACGGUGUUGAUGAAAUCUCAUGUGGGCUACUUUGCGAGCUUUGUUGCUGUUUCUUGCUUCGACCUCGGUUAUGAGUUGUCGACGAUGAUAGCGGACCUAUAUUCCCUGGAAGUCCAGAUUUAUGCUGGGUUUCGUCAAAUAUUCAUGGUUGUGCAUUUGUUUGUGCUGGGACCACGUCUCAUCCUUGUCGUUCGAGAAUAUCACGCUGAGCUUGUGGACGACUCAGACGCAGCAACUGCCAUGACUUCAAUUGCCUUCCAGGAGUGUGUGCAUGUGUCAACUAGCAGUAGUGUGUAGCAUGGGAAAUGCUCGAUGUAACUCAUAGGGUUGCUCUGCAUGGAGCAGGAGAAUUGUGCCAUGUCCCCAGUUUCGUCAUGGUACUUAUGUGAACUAGUUAUUUGGUGUUCUGAAGUAGAUUGAAAUGAAUACUAUCAGGCCGACCGGUCAUGGGGUCCAUGCAUGAGGCGAUGUGUCUGUG